Nyctereutes procyonoides (raccoon dog) is the source of this 2020-nucleotide messenger RNA. It is a transcript of the gene CDKN1A, whose product is annotated as cyclin dependent kinase inhibitor 1A. Lineage: Eukaryota; Metazoa; Chordata; Mammalia; Carnivora; Canidae. Gene Ontology annotation, biological process: signal transduction by p53 class mediator; regulation of mitotic cell cycle. The record is from RefSeq and is a predicted model, not a curated record. Gene Ontology annotation, cellular component: nucleus. The coding region runs from base 83 to 577 and encodes 164 amino acids. The transcript is spliced from 3 exons. Gene Ontology annotation, molecular function: cyclin-dependent protein serine/threonine kinase inhibitor activity.
UGCUGCCGGAGCCGGUGGCCUGGAGAGCGGAGGCGGGCGCGGAUUCGCGGAGCCGGGGACCCUCGGAGGAGCUGCAGGUGCCAUGUCGGAGCAGUCCAGGGACGCCCUGCCCAUCCCUCAUGGCAGCAAGGCUUGCCGCCGCCUCUUCGGCCCCGUGGACAGCGAGCAGCUGCGCCGAGACUGUGACGCGCUGAUGGCCAGCUGUGUGCAAGAGGCCCGGGAGCGAUGGAACUUUGACUUCGUCACCGAGACGCCGCUGGAAGGCGACUUUGCUUGGGAGCGCGUGCGGGGCCUGGGCCUGUCCAAGGUCUCCCUGCCUGCGGGGCCCCGGGGGGGCCGGGAUGACCUGGGAGGGGGCAAGCGGCCCGGCACCUCGCCUGCCCUGCUGCAGGGGACAGCUCAGGAGGACCACCUGGACCUGUCGCUGACCUGCACCCUCCUGCCUCACUCCCCUGAGCGGCCUGAGGCAUCCCCGGGUGUGCCUGGCACCUCUCAGGGCCGAAAACGGCGGCAGACCAGCAUGACAGAUUUCUAUCACUCCAAACGCCGGCUGAUCUUCUCCAAGAGGAAGCCCUAAUCUGCUCACCGGAAGCCUCAAGCUCCUAGAAAUGAGAGCCCCCUACAUCCCAGGCCCUUUCUACACCUUUUGCCUUUACUCCUUCAGUUUGUGCGUCUUAAUUAUUAUUUGUGUUUUAAUUUAAACUUCUCCUCAUGUACAUACCCUGCUUGCCACCACCCUCCUCCCCCACCCCUCCCCAGCCUUUGGCAUUUAGGAUUAUUUAAAAAACCAUUAGAUAGCAGAAUGAUAGGCUUAUUAGAGCACUAGGUAUUUUUAUUAUGCAAACUAUUAUUUAAAUACAUCUUCCCCCUGUGCUCCUCAUUUCCGCUCUCCCAGAGGUAAGGUGGGACUGGCAUGACCCUCACCUGCUGGGUGGUGUUCUCUGGAGGAGCCUGGCUCCCUCUGCUCACCGCCUGGUAGGUUUUCUGAAAUUCCGCCCCCUUCCUGCCUUCCCAAACCUGGAUUCUUUAUCAUUUGAGAAGUAAACAGCACUUUGAAGGGGGGCCCAGCAGGGUGGGGUCAGCAUCAAAACUUUGGGGUCCUCUCACCUUCUCUAAGGUUGGGCAGGGUGACCCUAAAGUGGGCACAGCCUGGAACACUCUGUCCUGUGAAGGCAUGGGGGAAGGUAGGGUCCCGUAGCAAACCACCCCACCUCCCCUCACCCCCUCUGCCACCACAAGGGAGACAGUCUCCAUGUUUGGCCUCCCAUGAGGUCUUCUAGGAGCUCCGGAUGCCCCCUGUUUUCCAGCUGGGCUUUCAAGUCUCUCUGUCCCCCGCCCCUCCCCCAUUCUCUUUCCCACUAGGUCCCUCUCAGUCCUGGGUGGCAGCUCUGGGAUGCCUGUUCCCCCAGCUUAGUGGACUGGGAGGGUUUCCUAGGGGUAUACUAGAAGUGGGGGUCCCCAGUUCUACCUCAGGCAGCUCAAGCAGCGACCACCUCCUCCUCUCACUUCCUGGGGCAGAGGUCCUGGGAGGGUGAGACAGGCCUACUUGAGUGGGGAAUCUAUCAGGGGCAUAUUGGAGGGGAGCAGAUUUUUCUAGGAGAGAGAGGGCAACACCAGCCCCUGGAACUCAUCCAAGGACUUUCCCCACUGCCCCACCCUUCCCCCAUUUCAUUGCACUUUGAAUAGCAGCUGAACAAGGAGUCAGAUGUUUUAAGAUAGCAGAGGUAGACGCUGUGGAUAGGGCAUGCUACAUGGCCUAGUUGUGAGUUAUUGUUUCUUCUGGCCCCCAGAGGUACUGAAGCACUUAGUGGGUCUGACCCCAAACACCCUAAGCUCCUGUAACAUCCUGGCCUGUACUGUUUUCUCCUGGCUCCUCAUGUGUCCUGGUUCUCCUGUUUCCACCUAGACUGUAAGCCUCUGAAGGGCAAGAACAAGUCCUAUACUGCCCUGGGUCUCUUACAGCCCCUCCCACAGUGCUGGGUACACAGCAGGUGCUCAAUAAAUAUUUCUUAGUAACUUG